Acinonyx jubatus (cheetah) is the source of this 7445-nucleotide messenger RNA. It is a transcript of the gene ADGRL2, whose product is annotated as adhesion G protein-coupled receptor L2. The coding region runs from base 1687 to 6165 and encodes 1492 amino acids. Gene Ontology annotation, biological process: adenylate cyclase-activating G protein-coupled receptor signaling pathway; brain development; cell surface receptor signaling pathway. Gene Ontology annotation, cellular component: membrane; neuron projection. NCBI's taxonomy places the organism in Eukaryota, Metazoa, Chordata, Mammalia, Carnivora, Felidae. The record is from RefSeq and is a predicted model, not a curated record. The transcript is spliced from 22 exons. Gene Ontology annotation, molecular function: carbohydrate binding; G protein-coupled receptor activity.
GGUCAUAAAUAGUGGAUCUUAUUCUCUAGACUAAGUAGGUUAGGAAAAAAAGGGCCUAAAAAUAUUUUGAUAAUUAGUGCCCAAGAUCACAUAGUUUCUAAGUUAGUAUACCUGGAGUCAGAUCCAGACUUUGAUCCAGAGUCCGUGUCCUUACAGUUAAGGCAUUCUGAGCUUAGAGGAAGAGGGAAGAAAUGUUAACAUUUCAUACCCUUGUCGUCCUUCUGUUUCUGGAACAUGCCAGGCUUUUUCUUAUGCCUGGAACUCAUUCCUCGGCUUGUCACAUCACUGAUUUUUUUUCUCAUCCUUUAGGUCUUGGCUCUAAUUAAUGUCAAACCCAGAGAGGGUUUUCAUAACAAUCUUAUGGAAAGCACCUCCCAAAUUACAUCAUCCUAUUUAUUUUCUUGUUUAACAGUUGUAGUAUCUGUAAAUACUUUCAUUUGUGUGUCUCUUCCACUGUAAGUUCUAUGAAGACAGGGACCUGUCAUUUUCCCUUUUGUUUCUUCAAGUUUUAUCUCACAUGACAGUACUUGGCACAUAUUAGCAUAUUUAGUAGUUAUUGGUUCAGUGAACAAGUACAACUUUUUAUGUAUUUGGUUCCCUUUUAAAUAGAUAGAGAUAAGCAAGUACUAUUUCCUCAGAUUUUUUAAAAGAAAUAAUUAAAAUUGCAUUUCAGUUUUAAUUGUUAGUUGUUACUGUGGUAGUCAAAAGUUAUUUGAAAGAAAUAAGUUAUAUGUAAAUUUCCAUGAAAAUUACUAGAAAUCCCUAUUGAAACUGUGCUUUCCCAGUAUAAGACAUUUUGUAAGCUUGCAUUUAUUUCCCACACAAGAUCCUUUUCUGCAGGCAUAUUUUAAUUAUUGAGUUAUUAACUUGAUUGUAUAUCUUACACAAAAGAAAGUAAUCUUUCACUGAUAUUUGAGAUUUAUGUUUCAGUUUUUGCAUGAAAUAGAUACUGUCAAGACCUUGUGUUUAGCAUCAGAAUCUUACACAAGUCUUAACAAACAGUAACCAAAAGUGAGCUCAAAAUACAGAAUCCUAAGUGGUAGGUAAAUGCUUUCAUCGCUAGAAUAUAAAUUGCUAUCUUUGGUUACAAAAAGAAUUUAACAUUGGGGCACCUGGGUGGCUCUGUCGGUUAAGCGUCCGACUUCGGCUCGGGUCAUGAUCUCGUGGUUUGUGGGUUCCCGCCCCACGUCGGGUUCUGUGCUGACAGCUCAGAGCUUGGAGCCUGCUUCGGAUUCUGUGUCUCCUUCUCUGUCUGUUCCUCCCCUGCUCACUCUCUGUCUUUCUCUCAAAAAUAAAUAAAGAUUAAAAAAAAUUAAAAACAAACGAAAAGAAUUUAACAUCUAUGUUAUAUAGCAUAGUGAUUACUUUUUAAACUAUGGAGAGCAGGGAAAAAAACUCCACUAAUUUAAGUAGUUUUUCUUAAGUAAAGUAGGAAUGAUUCCUUUCUAGUCCAAUUAAUUAGACAGGAUAGAGGGGAGAAAAUUAACUUGGUAAAGAAUUUCUAGUGAUAUUCUAGUAGCCACUUGAUUCUGCUAUAAAAGUUACGGUAUUUUCAUAUCUCAAAGUUCUUAUGCAUCUUACUUGAUUUUGGCAGUAAGCUACUAUUACGAUUUGUGUUUGUUGACUACUGCCAUCUCAGUGUUUUGAAAUGCCUACUUUCCAAAAAUAACAAAACAUAGUUUGGAUAUGAUAGUGUUUUGUGAUACUAGUGGACAAGGUAGUGUUGUUGCUAAGCCCUAUGGGAAGAGGGGAGUGCUGUGUAGAGUGGCUAUAAAAACAAAGCAGACUGCUUCCCUGGAGUGUUCUGACUUCUUUUGUUAUGUGCACAUGGGCCUGUGCCAUGUAGCUCUUUUUAGAUAUGAUUCAGAAAGUCAGAGAGUAGGAGGUAGUCUGCUGAUCUACAAGGGAGAAAACAAAAUUGAGGCUGGUUUCAGCAGAGCAGCUUUACCAUUCGGGUUAGUUAGGCGAGAAUUAUCCUGUGAAGGUUAUUCUAUAGAUCUGCGAUGUCCAGGCAGCGAUGUGAUCAUGAUUGAGAGCGCUAACUAUGGUCGGACAGAUGACAAGAUUUGUGAUGCUGACCCAUUUCAGAUGGAGAAUACAGAUUGCUACCUCCCAGAUGCCUUCAAAAUUAUGACUCAAAGGUGCAACAAUAGAACACAGUGUAUAGUAGUUACUGGGUCAGAUGUAUUUCCUGAUCCAUGUCCUGGAACAUACAAAUAUCUUGAAGUCCAGUAUGAAUGUGUCCCUUACAAAGUGGAGCAAAAAGUUUUUGUGUGCCCUGGGACCUUGAAAGCAAUUGUGGAUUCACCAUGUAUAUAUGAAGCUGAACAAAAGGCAGGUGCUUGGUGCAAGGACCCUCUUCAGGCUGCAGAUAAAAUUUAUUUCAUGCCCUGGACUCCCUAUCGUACCGAUACUUUAAUAGAAUAUGCUUCUUUAGAAGAUUUCCAAAACAGUCGCCAAACAACAACAUAUAAACUUCCAAAUCGAGUAGAUGGUACUGGAUUUGUAGUAUAUGAUGGUGCUGUCUUCUUUAACAAAGAGAGAACAAGGAAUAUUGUGAAAUAUGACUUGAGGACUAGAAUUAAGAGUGGAGAGGCCAUAAUUAACUAUGCCAACUAUCAUGAUACCUCACCAUAUAGAUGGGGAGGAAAGACUGAUAUCGACCUAGCAGUUGAUGAAAAUGGCUUAUGGGUCAUUUAUGCCACUGAACAGAACAAUGGAAUGAUAGUUAUUAGCCAACUAAAUCCAUAUACUCUUCGAUUUGAAGCAACGUGGGAGACUGUGUAUGACAAACGUGCUGCAUCAAAUGCUUUUAUGAUCUGCGGAGUCCUCUAUGUGGUCAGGUCAGUUUAUCAAGACAAUGAGAGUGAAACAGGCAAGAAUGCAAUUGAUUACAUUUACAAUACCCGAUUAAACCGAGGAGAGUAUGUAGAUGUUCCUUUCCCCAACCAAUACCAGUAUAUUGCUGCAGUGGAUUACAAUCCUAGAGAUAACCAACUCUACGUGUGGAACAAUAACUUCAUUUUACGAUAUUCUCUGGAGUUUGGUCCACCGGAUCCUGCCCAAGUGCCUACCACAGCUGUGACAAUAACUUCUUCAGCUGAGCUGUUCAAAACCACAGUACCAACCACAAGCACUGCUUCACAGAAAGGCCCCAUGAGCACAACCGUAGCCGGAUCACAGGAAGGAAGCAAGGGGACAAAACCACCUCCAGCAGUUUCUACAACCAAAAUUCCUCCUGUAACAAAUAUUUUUCCCCUGCCAGAGAGAUUCUGCGAGGCAUUAGACGCGAGGGGGAUAAAGUGGCCUCAGACACAAAGGGGAAUGAUGGUUGAACGACCGUGUCCCAAGGGAACAAGAGGAACUGCCUCCUAUCUCUGCAUGGUUUCCACUGGAACAUGGAACCCUAAGGGCCCCGAUCUUAGCAACUGUACCUCACACUGGGUAAAUCAGCUGGCUCAGAAGAUCAGAAGUGGAGAAAACGCUGCUAGUCUUGCCAAUGAACUGGCGAAACAUACCAAAGGGCCAGUGUUUGCUGGAGAUGUGAGUUCUUCGGUGAGAUUGAUGGAGCAGUUGGUGGACAUUCUUGAUGCACAGCUGCAGGAACUGAAACCUAGUGAAAAGGAUUCCGCUGGACGGAGUUAUAACAAGCUCCAAAAACGAGAGAAGACAUGCAGGGCUUACCUUAAGGCAAUUGUCGACACAGUGGACAAUCUUCUGAGACCUGAAGCUUUGGAAUCCUGGAAACACAUGAAUUCUUCUGAACAAGCGCACACAGCAACGAUGUUACUCGAUACAUUGGAAGAAGGCGCCUUUGUCCUGGCUGACAAUCUUGUAGAACCAACCAGGGUCUCAAUGCCCACAGAAAAUAUUGUUCUGGAAGUGGCAGUGCUCAGUACAGAAGGACAGGUCCAAGACUUUAAGUUUCCUCUGGGCAUCAAAGGAGCAGGCAGUUCAAUCCAACUUUCUGCAAAUACUGUCAAACAGAACAGCAGGAACGGGCUUGCGAAGUUGGUGUUCAUCAUUUACCGGAGUUUGGGACAGUUUCUAAGUACAGAGAACGCAACCAUAAAACUGGGGGCUGACUUUAUUGGUCGGAAUAGCACCAUUGCAGUGAACUCCCACGUCAUUUCAGUUUCAAUUAAUAAAGAAUCCAGCAGAGUAUACUUGACAGAUCCUGUGCUUUUUACCCUGCCACACAUUGAUCCUGACAAUUAUUUCAAUGCAAACUGCUCCUUCUGGAACUACUCAGAAAGAACUAUGAUGGGAUAUUGGUCUACCCAGGGCUGCAAGCUGGUUGACACUAAUAAAACUCGUACGACGUGUGCAUGCAGCCACCUAACCAAUUUUGCAAUUCUCAUGGCCCACAGGGAAAUUGCAUACAAAGAUGGAGUUCACGAAUUACUCCUUACCGUCAUCACCUGGGUGGGAAUUGUCAUUUCCCUUGUUUGCCUGGCUAUAUGCAUCUUCACCUUCUGCUUUUUCCGUGGCCUACAGAGUGACCGCAAUACUAUUCACAAGAACCUUUGUAUCAACCUUUUCAUUGCGGAAUUUAUUUUCCUAAUAGGCAUUGACAAGACGAAAUACAUGAUUGCUUGUCCAAUAUUUGCAGGACUACUACACUUUUUCUUUUUGGCCGCUUUUGCUUGGAUGUGCUUAGAAGGUGUACAGCUCUACCUAAUGUUAGUUGAAGUUUUUGAAAGUGAAUAUUCAAGGAAGAAAUAUUAUUAUGUUGCUGGUUACUUGUUUCCUGCCACAGUGGUUGGGGUUUCAGCUGCUAUUGACUAUAAGAGCUAUGGAACAGAAAAAGCUUGCUGGCUUCAUGUUGAUAACUAUUUUAUAUGGAGUUUCAUUGGACCAGUUACCUUCAUUAUUCUGCUAAAUAUUAUCUUCCUGGUGAUCACAUUAUGCAAAAUGGUGAAGCACUCAAACACUUUGAAACCAGAUUCUAGCAGGUUGGAAAACAUUAAUAAUUACCGUGUUUGUGAUGGCUACUAUAAUACGGACUUACCUGGGUCUUGGGUGCUUGGCGCUUUUGCUCUUCUGUGUCUUCUUGGCCUAACCUGGUCAUUUGGGUUGCUUUUUAUUAAUGAGGAGACUAUUGUGAUGGCAUAUCUCUUCACCAUCUUUAAUGCUUUCCAGGGAGUGUUCAUUUUCAUCUUUCACUGUGCUCUCCAAAAGAAAGUACGCAAAGAAUACGGCAAGUGCUUCAGACACUCCUAUUGCUGCGGCGGCCUCCCAACUGAGAGCCCCCACAGUUCAGUGAAGGCAUCGACCACCAGAACCAGCGCUCGCUACUCCUCUGGCACACAGAGUCGUAUAAGAAGGAUGUGGAAUGACACUGUGAGAAAACAGUCUGAAUCUUCUUUUAUCUCAGGUGACAUCAAUAGCACGUCAACACUUAAUCAAGGACAUUCACUGAACAAUGCCAGGGAUACAAGUGCCAUGGAUACUCUACCGCUAAAUGGUAAUUUUAACAACAGCUACUCACUGCGCAAGGGGGACUAUAACGACAGCGUGCAAGUCGUGGACUGUGGACUAAGUCUGAAUGAUACUGCUUUUGAGAAGAUGAUCAUUUCAGAAUUAGUGCACAACAACCUUCGGGGCGGCGGCAAGACUCACAACCUCGAGCUCGCGCUACCAGUCAAGCCCGUGAUUGGAGGCAGCAGCAGCGAAGAUGACGCCAUCGUGGCCGACGCUUCGUCUUUCAUGCACAGCGACAACCCGGGGCUGGAGCUCCAUCACAAAGAGCUCGAGGCGCCGCUCAUUCCUCAGCGGACUCACUCCCUUCUGUACCAGCCCCAGAAGAAGGUGAAGCCCCAGGGGACUGACAGCUACGUCUCCCAGCUGACGGCCGAGGCGGAGGACCACCUGCAGUCCCCCAACAGAGACUCUCUCUACACAAGCAUGCCCAAUCUUAGAGACUCUCCCUAUCAAGAGAGCAGCCCCGACGUGGAAGAAGACCUCUCUCCCUCCAGGAGGAGUGAGAACGAGGACAUUUACUACAAAAGCAUGCCAAAUCUUGGAGCUGGCCAUCAGCUUCAGAUGUGUUAUCAGAUCAGCAGGGGCAACAGCGAUGGUUACAUCAUCCCCAUUAACAAGGAAGGGUGUAUCCCCGAAGGAGACGUGAGAGAAGGACAAAUGCAGCUGGUGACAAGUCUUUAACAGUGCAGCUGCGGAAUCCCAAGGGCCACGCGCAGGUAUUCGUGAAGACUCUGCUGGCCCAGCGCAGCUCCCUCGGCCUCCGCCUGAAGAGAUGGCCCUGUUGACCUGUGGUUCUCCAGUAUAAAAAGAGGACUGAACCUUGAAGUUCUGUGAAUUUUUAUAAGACGUACAAAAACUUUGUAUAUACACAGAGUAUACUAAAAUGAUUAUUUGUUACAAAGAAAAGAGAUGCCAACCAGGUAUUUUAAGAUUCUGCUGCUGUUUAGGGAAAUUGUGAAGCAAGCAAAGCAAAACUUUCCAGCCAUUUUACUGCAGCAGUCUGUGAACUAAAUUUGUAAAUACGGCUGCACCGUUUUUGUAGGGCCUGCAUUGUAUUAUAUACAAGACGUAGGCUUUAAAAUCCUGUGGGACAAAUUUACUGUACCUUACUGUUCCUGACAAGACUUGGAAAAGCAGGAGAGAGGUUCUGCGUCCGUUUGCGGGUCACUGCAAAUCUUUUACAUUAAGGCAAAGAUUGAAAACAUGUUUAACCACUAGCAAUCAAGCCACAGGCCUUAUUUCAUAUGCUUCCCUCAACUGUACAAUGAACUGUUCUCAUGAAAAAUGGCUAAAGAAAUUAUAUUUUGUUCUAUUGCUAGGGUAAAAUAAAUACAUUUGUGUCCAACUGAAAUAUAAUUGUCAUUAAAAUAAUUUUAAAGAGUUUGAAGAAAAUAUUGUGGAAAGCUCUUGGUUGCACACAUGUUAUGAAAUGUUUUUUCUUACACUUUGUCAUGGUAAGUUCUACCCAUUUCCACUUAUUUUCCACUGUACACAGUGUUCUGCUUUGACAAGUUCGUCUUUAUUCUUACAUUUAAAUUUCUUAUUGCCAAAAGAGCGUGUUCUGUGGGGGGAAAAAACUCUUUGAAGCCAGUUACGCCAUGCCUUGCACAAAUGUGGUGAAAUCUAGAAAAGAGUGUGUGUUCCCCCUCUGUUUAUUCUUGAACAGAGGGCAAUGAGGGCACUGGGCACUUCUCACAAACUUCCUAGUGAACAAAAGGUGCCUAUUUUUUUUUAAAAAAGAAAAUAAAACCUAAAUAUUACUCUUCCAUAUUCCUUCUGCCUAUAUUUAGUAAUUAAUUUAUUUUAUGAUAAAGUUCUAAUGAAAUGUAAAUUGUUUCAGCAAAAUUCUGCUUUUCUUUUCAUCCCUUUGUGUAAACCUGUUAAUAAUGAGCCCAUCACUAAUAUCCAGUGUAAAGUUUAACACGGUUUGACAGUAAAUAAAUGUGAAUUUUUUUCAAGUA